UGAGCUUAUGGCUUGUAAAAGUCAGCUUGAAAAGACGGAGAAGAGCUACAGCGUAUCCAGAAGUGAGCUUAUGGCUUGUGAAAGUCAGGUUGAAAAGACGGAGAAGAGCUACAGCGUAACCAGUACUGACGCUAAUGAAGCUGAAGGUGUUACAAGAACUCAUAGAAAGUAUGUAAAGGAACAAAGAAAAAGGACAAAUGAAAAUAUCAGACGUUGUAAAGACGAAAAGUCUCAGAUUGAAGUCGAUCUAGCGGAGAUUAGGACCAAAUUGCUGAUGUUGGGAAAACAUAUCAAGGACUUAGAAAAGAAGACCAAGGAAACGGGAAAACAAAAGCAUGCAACUAACACGAAGAUAGCUGAGCUGACGAUUGAAAUUGAUAAAUUAAAAGAAGAGAAAAAGAAACUUCAGCAGGAAAAGGAGAUUUUAUUUCAGACAAUGGAUAAUAUUAACAAGAAAAUAAGUGCCGAGGAAAGUGCGCGAGAAUGUUUAGAUCGUCUGGAUGCGGUCAUCGGGCUCAAUACAACGUUACUAAACAAAAUUAAUAUGCUAGAAGAGCAACGACAUUCAAUCAUUGGAAUUAAAGGUGCUCCGCUAAGAUAUCAACCAAAAAGAAAAGUUCCGGAACCGUUGCAAUUGAAUGAUAAAUUGUGACGUGACUUAGUCUAUAACAAUCUUAAUACGGAUGAACUCAGAUGGAAACCUCGCAUUUCGUUUUCAUUCAAGGAAAAUGUAAAGAAAGUCCUCGGAAUUUAACGUUAUCUCCAAAGCACCGACAACUGCGGUGCUAUUACUUUAGCUUAUUUUCUUCUAUGAGCAGCACUUUUAAUAUGCAACGGUAUUAAGUGACUAGUCCAUGGUCUCAGAAUCGGUAAUUAACAAGUAAUCGGCCAUUUUUAGUACCGCGAGAUAAGAUACCGGGAGGACAUUCUAAUAACUUUAAUAAAUUGUUUUGUUUAUAAAAAAAUAUUUUGUUUAACCAUACAGUUACUUCAUCGUUUCUUUUAACCUGUAUCAUACAGGUGCAUAGGUAAAUGAAAGGUAGACUUAUCAUUACAUUGAUUGAUUUAAUUUUAUUAUAUAUAAACAUCAGAUGUAUCGAUAAAAAUUGUAUGAGUGAAAUAUUUCCUGUUUAUGGUAAUUGCGUUUUUAUUCACGUCAUUUCACACAUAAAUAAUUCGAAUCAAUUAUUAUUUCAAGAAACAGAUUGUUGAGCAACGCUACAUUUUUGCAUGUGACAAUAAACACCUUAA
Mercenaria mercenaria is the source of this 1251-nucleotide messenger RNA. RefSeq names its product paramyosin-like. Lineage: Eukaryota; Metazoa; Mollusca; Bivalvia; Venerida; Veneridae. Bases 8 to 652 code for a protein of 214 amino acids. The record is from RefSeq and is a predicted model, not a curated record. The transcript is spliced from 7 exons.